This is a messenger RNA of Equus caballus (horse), 945 nucleotides long. Lineage: Eukaryota; Metazoa; Chordata; Mammalia; Perissodactyla; Equidae. The record is from RefSeq and is a predicted model, not a curated record.
AUGUCAGCCUCCAAUAUCACCGCAAUCCAUCCAGCCGCCUUCUUGUUGGUAGGAAUUCCAGGUUUGGAGCACCUACAUGUCUGGAUCUCCAUUCCCUUCUGCUUUGCCUAUACUCUGGCCCUGCUAGGCAACUGCACCCUUCUCUUCAUUAUCCGGGCUGAUGCAGCCCUCCAUGAGCCCAUGUACCUCUUUUUGGCCAUGUUGGCAGCCAUUGAUCUAGUCCUCUCUUCUACAACACUUCCCAAAAUGCUGGCUAUUUUUUGGUUCAGAGAUUGCGAGAUCAACUUCUAUGCCUGUCUGGUCCAGAUGUUCUUUCUCCAUUCCUUCUCUAUCAUGGAGUCAGCAGUGCUGCUGGCCAUGGCCUUUGACCGCUACGUGGCCAUCUGCAAGCCACUGCACUACACCACGAUCCUAACUAGGCCCCUUAUCAUCAAAAUUGGCAUGGUUACUGUGACUCGGGCUGUGACACUAAUGACUCCACUCCCCUUUCUGCUCAGACGCUUCCACUACUGCCGGGGCCCCGUGAUUGCCCACUGCUAUUGUGAGCACACGGCAGUGGUAAGGCUGGCUUGUGGGGACACUCGCUUCAACAAUAUCUAUGGCAUUGCUGUGGCCAUGUUUAUAGUGGUGUUGGACUUGCUUUUUGUUAUCCUGUCUUAUAUCUUCAUCCUUCGAGCAGUUCUACAGCUUGCCUCUCAGGAGGCCCGCUACAAGGCAUUUGGAACAUGUGUGUCUCACAUAGGUGCCAUCUUGUCUACCUACACACCUGUGGUCAUCUCCUCAGUCAUGCACCGUGUGGCUCGCCGGGCUGCCCCUCAUGUACACAUUCUCCUUGCUAUCUUCUAUCUUCUUUUCCCACCCAUGGUCAAUCCUCUCAUCUAUGGUGUCAAGACCAAGCAGAUUCGUGAUCAUGUGCUCAGUCUAUUUCAGAGAAAGAAGGUGUAG